AUGGUCCACGGGGCCCCACAUGACCUGCCCCCCACCUUCCUCUUCAGCCUCUUCCCUGUCCGCCGCGAGCCCACCGUGCCGCUCUUGGUGAUGCUGCCUCCUCUCACGGCGCUGCUGCUCGGGGCGGCCACCGCGGCUCCCCUGGCACCGAGACCCUCCAAGGAGGAGCUGACCCGCUGUCUGGCAGAAGUGGUCACAGAAGUGCUGAUGCUGGGCUAGGCCAAGCGAGGCCCCUGCAUGGCUCUCCUCCACAAAGAAAUGUGUGAGACAGAGUCCUGUGGCUCCACUGUGGGUGGGUCCUGUGGGUCCACCGAAGAGAAAGACCUCCAGGUUGGGGAUUUUAAAAAGCCAGAGGCUGGGAAGACAAGGUCCAGCCAGGAGGUGAGGGACGAGGAAGAGGAGGCAGCAGAAAGGACCCCCAAGUCCGAAGUGCGGGAACAGGCCAUCCGCGAGCAGCUCCACAGCCGGCUCCACCAGGAGGACCACGAAGAGGAGGAGGAGGAAAAGAAGACGGGGGCCGUGGAGACCUUUGAGGGCCCCCAGAAGCGGGUGGCAGAGCAGACCAGCGAUGAGGAGACGGCCCAGUUCGAGGCAGAGGAGAAGGGGGUGCAGGUGCUGGGCAGGGGCCACAGCCUGUGGCAGGGGGCCGAGGCGGGUGGAGAGAGGCACGAGGACCGCCACCACCUCCACCAGCCAGAAGCUGAGCCCAAGCAGGAGAGAGAGGCUUCGGACAGGGAGGAGCGUGAUGUGGAGUGGCUGGAGCACACGAGAGAUGAGCCGAAGAAGGCGACAGAGAUGCUGGGAGAGGAGCUCAGGAGGGCGGGCUGACCCCUGACCUCGUGUCCUCCUUCUUCACACACCCUACGGCUUAGGCCUGUUGACCCCCAAACCCUUCCUGUCUGUCACCCCACUCUGCUCCCCAACCUGCAGGAGUGGGGAGAAGGGUGUGCCUUGAAACCAGACCUGAGGGGCCAAGUCUGAGCUGGGUAGAGGGGCUGGGCUCAGACUGACUCAGGAAACAGCCCUGACACCCAUCUAACCCACUCCAACCCUCCCGAGUGGAUAAAGCACAAAGAAAACCACCGAGGCUUAUCGUGUAGCACUUGAUUUUAGAGGGACAGGAGCUGAGGAGUGGGCGGGAGGCCUGGGAAGGCGACUGUCAUCUAGUCACUGGUUGUCAGAACUGGGAUUUUUAUUAAAUUGGAAACUCUAUCCUAUUAAGUCAGAUGGGGUCGUCAGGGAGCGGUUUCGAGGCUGGGGUGGGAGGUAGCUGGUUUGGGCUCCGGCCACUGUGGACCACGAUGUCGUCAUAUUCAUCCUGGGGGCAGAGGGGGCCAGGCAGAGGGGCUCAGGCGGCUGCCACCUUGCUCGCUGCCCGA
Molecule: messenger RNA, 1379 nt
Organism: Kogia breviceps (pygmy sperm whale)
Lineage: Eukaryota; Metazoa; Chordata; Mammalia; Artiodactyla; Physeteridae
Source: RefSeq, a predicted model, not a curated record